Messenger RNA from Lethenteron reissneri (Far Eastern brook lamprey), 2618 nucleotides. Its product is annotated as apolipophorin-like. NCBI's taxonomy places the organism in Eukaryota, Metazoa, Chordata, Hyperoartia, Petromyzontiformes, Petromyzontidae. The record is from RefSeq and is a predicted model, not a curated record.
GGUCGUAGCUAGGGCACCUGCUGAACGGCUUCGUGGCGGUGGCGGCAUCACAACAGCACUUGCGCCAACAGUCUGUUACAGGCUACACGGGGGAUCUUUGUCUUUGCGUGUGUGCAGAGAGGUUGCGCAGUGCGUGGGACCGCUGGGCCGAGGCAGCUCACCUGGCCGCGAAGGACGCGCGCCGCCAGGCCAUGGAGGGCCUGCCCACAGCCCUGGUCGCCGCGGUGACCGCUAACGAGACGCAGGACGCGCUGCAAGCGCUCGGAGGAUGGGGCCAGGAGGCCGUGACACACCUGACGACCUGGGCUCAGCGCCGUCUCAUGCAGGCGGUGCGCAGCAUCAGCCACCCCCUGCAGGGCGUCUAUGAGCUGCAGCCACACGAGCACCGGCUGUCUGCGUGGGUGCCGCUGGACGUGUCGAUGGGCGCGCUGGCGCUGCGCGACGCCGCGCUGAGCAGCGACACGGCGCGGUGGCUGCGCUCGCUGAGCCCCAGCGCCGAGCUCUACCGCCUCAAGCACGAGCUGCUGGGGCAGCCGGCGCACGCCCAGGCGAUGCUGCUGAGCGGCGGGCGCCGCGUGCUGCAGUUCGACGGCCGCUGGCUGGCGCUGCCCGCGGGCUGCGCCGUGCUGCUUGCGCAGGACGUGCGCCCCGACGCCACGUUCCGCGUGGCGCUCGCGCCCAGACCCCCCCUCCCCGGGGACCCCUCGGAGGACCCCUCCCUGCUGGUGACCAUGGGCCCCGUCACCCUGCUCAUCCACGCCAACGGCACGGUGCUGGAGGGUUGCCGCGUGCUGGAUCUGCCGGCGAGCCGGGCCGGCGGCGCGGUGCUGGUGCGGCGCUCGGCGGGGGCGGUGGAGGUGUCGGGGCCGCGGGGAGCCGUGCUGCGCUGUGACACGGAGAGCCGCGUGUGCAGCCUCACGCUCGCCUACUGGGACCACGCGCGCUCGGUCGGGUUGUUCGGCACCAAUAACCUGGAGCCGGCGGACGAGUGGACAACGCCACAGGGCGAGCCAGCGCCCAGCCCCGAUGCGCUGGCGCUCAGCUGGCAGGUGGGAGGGCGGUGUGAGCCAAUGGAGGAGCGGCCUCGCUGCCCGAGUCGCCUCUGCCAGGAGCUCUUCCUCGACUCCACCUCCUCCCUGGGCAGCUGCUUCCGCGUGGUGGACCCGGCGCCGUUCCUGUCGGCCUGCGAGGAGGACGCGUGCCGCGAGCCGGGGUCCCGCGCCGCAUGCAGCCUGGCGGCCGCCUACGUCACGCGGUGCAACCACCAGCACGUGCCGCUCGUCACGCCCGCCGCAUGCGUGACCCCGGCGAGCGAUGCGAGGCUGCGGCGGGCGUUGCCGGGCCAGGAAGAGGCGGCGGCAGCGACGCCGUGCGAGGGCGACCGCGCCGCCACCGUGGUGCUCGUGCCGGACGAGUGGCCGUGCCAGCAGCUCGGCGGCUCCCCCUGCGGCGUCCGUGCCGCCUGACGGCUCUCCGCGCCACCGUUUACACGGAGCACGGGGGGCCCACCACUGCCUUGUGCCCCCCUGCCCUGGCAGCCGUGCCCUCGCUUGGCUCGAGGAUUGCUGUGUUCGUGGAUCAUGGCCUCGCUUAUCCCCUAGCGCCGAGAGCCCUGCCCCCUGGCCUCCCUGUCCCCGAUUUUCCUCCCUCUUGAUCCCUGCCCCUAAUUGUUAUGCCCUAGAAUUCUAUGCGUCUGGGUUUCUUGCCCCUGAUUUUUAGGGGAUGCCGCUGUGGCGAGAUGUUAACUACUUCGCCUGGUAUGCACGAGGGGCGUGGGUUCGAUCUCGACCCUGACGCCUGCAGUAUAUUUUGGAGUCUGCGUGUCUCUCUCUCUCUCUCCCCGUGGUCGCUUGGAUUUUUCUCCGGGUCCUCCGGGUUUUCCCUCGCAUUUAGAAACAACAUCACGCGUUUUGAGUGUUUGGCUGCUAUACAUUACCACGUGAUACGCCACUUCAUUGAGCUAUUCAUUGUGGCCAGGUCGUCUGAAAAAUAGCUACAUAGCUCAGUGGGCCUUACCUGGUAAAAUAAAAAAAUAGAUCAUAGUUUAGUUUUAUGUCCUAGAAUUCCCUGCCGCUUAGUUUCCUGCCCGAGAGUUCCCUGCACCUGAUUUUCACGCCCCAGAAUUCCCUGCCCUGAAGCUCCCGUCCCUUUAUUUUCCCUGUGUGUCUAUGUGUGCCGUCGGGAAGAUUUUGGCGAUAGUGCGCGGCUUGGCCGUGACUUUGCGUUAAUUUAAACGUUGCGUUUUCCGCAUCCGCUCGGUUGUUUACGUCGAGUGUGGUUUUUGGUUAAAGUGGCAUUUUGUGAACACGGUCGACACGGGCGGCGCGUGGGUGGGGGGGGGGAGGGUACGGUGGUGGGCGGUGGGGGGGCGGUAUAUAUCGUUCCAGAACCGGUGGCGCUCCUCGGCUUGUAGUCUCGAGCGCACGAGUUCGGCACCCGGCUGGGGACCUCUUCGGCCAAUCAUUCAUUCCUCCAGAGACCGCAGAAUGUAUCGCUGCUUCAGUGAGAAGUCGAUCGCCGUUGUCGUUUAAAGAGAGCCUCUCGCGCGAACGGGAGACAUUUAUUUUUCUUUACACGUUUUUUGUGGUGCAUGGCACGGGGCGGGGGGGGUGCCGGUG